Messenger RNA from Neogale vison (American mink), 2807 nucleotides. RefSeq names its product zinc finger CW-type and PWWP domain containing 1 (gene ZCWPW1). NCBI's taxonomy places the organism in Eukaryota, Metazoa, Chordata, Mammalia, Carnivora, Mustelidae. Bases 758 to 2626 code for a protein of 622 amino acids. Gene Ontology annotation, cellular component: nucleus. Gene Ontology annotation, molecular function: zinc ion binding. The record is from RefSeq and is a predicted model, not a curated record. The transcript has 18 exons.
CCUGCGCGCGAGCCCCGAGCCCGCGGACAGCGACCAGACGCCCACCACGGCCACCAGUAGCGCUACAUUCACUACCACCACCGCCACCUCGCACGCAGGCCCUCCCAAACACACGCCGCCUUCACGCAGCCUUAUAUAAAAAGGAGUGUGGGCGGGGAAGAGGGUUCGGCCUGCUUUGGUCCCCCUGCUUCGGCCAAUGGGAAAGAAGCUAUUCGGCGCCCUUUUCACAGGGUGCUAAGGUGCUGCGUUCUCCCUGCCAACAGUGCCUGGGGAGUGUGUCCUGUGGCAGAGAAGAAGGCGGGAGAAGCGAGAGUUGGGCUGCGGAUCGUCUCAACUAAAAUAUCAAGAUAGGGCGCGAAGGAUCUAAAAGGAAGAACAGGAAUCAGGAAACGAAAAGAGGAAGGAAAAGGCCGUCUGGAGUAGAGAGAAAAGUUAGUAAAAGAAAGACGCGCUUCAUGAGCGAUCAGGCGCUGCUUCUGCUGCCUAAAAAAGUGAAGCCACUGAGGAUUAUGGGAUUUGUAGUUCUACGGGGCAUUCGGUUGGAAGAUGGCGGAAGUAGCAGCUGCGCAAACGCAGAAGCAGCUUUAACUGCGCAUGAGCCCCAGUCCUGGAAGCCCGCCGCCGGGGUGGCAACGCCGUUAAAGAAAAUUCAUCUGAAACAGAGGAGCAGAGACUUGAGUUGUCUGAAAGGGACUUCUUGGCUUUCCCUUCUCUGUUGAUCAGAGGCACAAACAAAGCGUAGCUUCUGAGCUGAAUAAUGACAUCGUUGCAAAGCAAAGAAGCAUGUGGGAAGGGGCCAAAGAAAACCUUUGCCCCACCUGCACCAAAAUUGCAUAGCCUGAUGUGCUAUAGCCCUAAACCACCCAAAGAGGACACUGUGGGGAUCAGUUUCCCAAAGGCCAGGUUAGAGAAGAAGGAAGAGAAAGCAACCACAGAAAAUGGUCCAAGCAGUGAGAAUAAAGGAAAACCUCAAGACAAGCAAGUAGAGAAGAAAGAAAAGGAAAGAUCAAGUCUCACCAGUGCAGAAUUUGAGGAGAUUGUCCAGAUUGUGCUACAGAAGUCCCUCCAGGAGUGCUUGGAGACUUCCUGUGCCCAGCCCAUAAGAUGCACCCAGUUAGACAAGGAACCAGGAAUUGCUUCUUCUACUGAAAAUGAUAAUGCUGAUGGAGAGAGGGUAAUGGUACCUCAUAUUCUAGAGAUUUCAGCCACUAAGGAAACUGGAGUAAGCUCUGUGAUAAAGACAUCUAAGCCAGGCCAGCCAGAUCCUGUCCCCUCUGAGAAGAAAUUCAACAGAACUUCCCUAAGCAAAGGAAAGAAGGGAGCCCAAGAUGACAAAAUGGAAAAGGCCCAAAGUACACACGCGCAGAGACAGAAGGACCAACUGAAAAAACUAGUUCAAGAUGAUUCUCAGACCAGGAACCAACAAAAAGGAGAAGGCAGUGGUUUCGGUCAAUGUCUUGUCUGGGUCCAGUGUUCUUCCCCAAACUGUGAGAAGUGGAGGCGGCUUUGUGGGAACGUUGACCCCUCAGUGCUUCCAGAUAAUUGGUCCUGUGACCAGAAUACAGACUCGAGGUAUAAUCGCUGUGACAUCCCGGAGGAGUCCUGGGCAGGGCAUGAGAGUGAUGUCGCCUAUGCCUCCUACAUCCCAGGAUCCAUCAUCUGGGCCAAGCAAUAUGGUUACCCCUGGUGGCCAGGCAUGGUAGAAUCUGAUCCUGACCUGGGGGAAUAUUUUCUUUUUGCUUCUCAUCUUGAUUCCCUGCCGUCUAAAUACCACGUGACAUUUUUUGGAGAAACAGUCUCUCGUGCCUGGAUCCCUGUCAACAUGCUGAAGAACUUCCAGGAGCUGUCCCUGGAGCUAGCCAGAAUGAAAAAGUGCAGGAACAAGGACUGCAACCAGAAGCUGGGAGCAGCCCUGACAAUGGCUCAAGAGGCAGAACAGAUCAGUAUUCAGGAACGGGUUAAUUUGUUUGGUUUCCGGAGCCGAUAUAAUGGAUCUGACAGAAGUGGGGAAGGAAAAGACUUAAGGCACUCUGGGGCUAGCAGCCCAGAUUCCUGCCUGGGGAAAGAAGAGGAAGAUUCAGAGUUGGAGGCGGAGGAGAUGGAGGAGGAGGAAGAGAAAAAAGACCCAACUUUGCCCAGUCCCAAGCCAGCCAAAAUUCAGACCAAAAAACCCAAGGCAAGAGGCCUAGCAAAUGGACGAGAUGGGACCCUGCAAAAGAAGACGAUGAAGAGAUCUCUGGGAAAUGAAUCUGCAGCUCCUCCUGUAUCCAUAAUAGGAAGGAAAGAAGGGCAUGGGAAAUCGGAGCCUGACCAGCCAGGCCUUAAGAAAAAAUUUAAAGCUCCUCAAAGCAAAGCCUCAGGAACCAGCUUGUCUGAGGAUGAAGAAGCUAGAAUGGUACCAAAGGACCUGACCCCACCAGCUCAUCAUGCGGCCUGUCCCGUGGUGGGGAAGGAAGGCUGGAAGUGUCCUCAGGAGGCUGGAAGUGUCACCCCUGACGGUGACGCCUCCAGUGACCUGGACCUGGAGCAGUUCCUGGAAGAUGUUGGGACGGAGCCAGAGCAGCUGGAGGAGCCGUGGUGUGGAGAUGCCGCCGGGGACUUCACCUUGGCCUUCUUCGAGGAAUAGCUGUGUGCACCUGGCUCCCUGCUGCUCUCUCGCCCCCUUCCCUGCCGGCAGCAGGGGGAACCCCUCAGAGGGUCCCUGAGAAGCUAUUAAGUGUGGGGCUUGGUCACCGGCUACAGGUCAACUGGCCGAAGUCCUAGCUGUGCAGUUCCCGUGUUAAUAAAAGAGGUUCCAGCUCUCCGCA